UUGGACGCGCGUGCUCGGGACUCAAGUCGGCACGUGUAUCGGCGCGCGUGCUUGCGUCGGGAGAGAGAAGGAGAAAAGGAGAUAGAGAGGUGGAUGAGACCUGAGUUAUUCCUAGUCUACUGUCGCUCGUACUGCUGAGGGACAGAAGGUCUGGAGGACUGUGGGACAGAGGGACAGAGCAGUCAUGCAGUCGAUAGAAAGCGCAUCAUCUCAGGCAUCACCCGACUCUCUAACCUUCGGUGAUGAAGACUCGGAGGUCUUCCUGUCCGAGGACGAGAGGUCAGAAGUCACCGGAGGUCCCAGUAGAUCUGCAUUGUCCUCGUGUUCGCCAGCACUGGUGUGGAGCAGCACCGAGCGUGAGCAUGAGAAGGAGAACAAGACCCUCGGAGGCACACCAGGAGAUCUGCAGUUCGCCCAGAAAUGUUUGGCGCUUCAAGGUUUCAUUCGGCCGCUUUUGGAACUUUUGACUGGACUUAAAAAGGGACGAUUUGACAAAGGUCUUAGCAGCUUCCAGCAGAGCGUGGCCAUGGACCGAAUCCGGAGGAUCGUGGGGUUGCUGCAGAAGCCACACAUCGGAGAGAAGUAUUUGCGCACUCUGCUGCAGGUGGAGAUGAUGCUAAAGCUCUGGUUCCCUCAAGUGAGCCUUCAGCUUCUAGGAACACGUGUAUCUACUCAUCACACUGCACCGAGCUCCUCCAGCAGCAGCAUGCCUCCACACAAGAGGAAGGACCAACUGCACAUUCCAGUUAAGAAACGAAGACUACGCUGGACAGAUCCGUGCUCCUCCCCGACUCCAUCCCUCACUCCUGUUCCAUGUAAGUGCUUCCACAUAAAAGGUCAGGAGAACGCAGAACCGAGCCCGGGUUUGUCUCCGAGCUCCGCGCUCGCACGCCACCCAGAGCAAUCCGAGUGCGUCAGUAAAGAGAAAUCGGGAUCCGAAGUUCUGCACGGGGCUGAACCAGGUCUCACGUGGAUCCACGUCGCCCCGAUCUUUUCUCCACCCAUGUCUUGUCCCUCCCUUACCGUGAGAGAAGGCGGAGCCAAAGACAUGAGAAAUAGCCCACUUCUACCUCCACCUUCUCCCCCCGGCAGCAGGUGCAGUCCAGCAACGCAGGACAACUCCAUCACCUCGACCACGCCCUGCUCUGAGCCGGAGACGCAAAUCCAGACGGAGGGGCGGAGCCCGUCUCAGCCAAUCACAGAGCAGCUUUUGAAGCGAUUACAAACGUAACGUCGAACACGUUAGAGACUCAUUUUUGGAAAAUCCGAGGCCCUUAAAUAUCAGCGACGUGUGUGUGUUUGUGUGUGUGUGUGUGUGUGUGUGUGUGUGUGUGUGUGUGUCCUUUACAGGAACUUGUCUGUACGUAUUUAAGUUUACCUCAUCGGCCGACUGGUUCAUCGAAAGCUGGACGAAAGCUUUAUUUAUUUCGUUUGAUUUAGAACCAGACGUGUUUUUUAUCCACCAGAACCACGACGACACCACACACAGAACCACGGCUUUCCUGUGUGUAAAAUCUGGUCUUGUUUGUUUCAGAAAGAAGCUCAUAGGAGAGGACGACUACAAAAGCCACAAAGUUUAAUAGCAGUGUUAUGAAAUCCUUUCAACCGUCGCUCUAGCUCCUUAGGGCUCUUCAGGGCUCCUCAGGGUUCUUCCUACUGUAAUGAUUAACGUGUAAAAAAGCCCGGAACGCUCAGAAGUUGAUUUAGCAGCAGACUCGUCCUCCUAACGGCACGUCACGUACGCGAUGUGGACACCUGACCUCUUUUUGAACAUCGAGAAGGUCGAAAUCCAGCCCUCAAGCAGAAGAUCUUCAUCAUCCAACCCACAGAAAGCAGAUCUUCAUGGUGCACAGUUUUCAGAACCAUUUCUCAUACACUAUAUGGACAAAACCCAAAUCCAUGAAGAUCUGUUUUCCUGUAAUUUCUUUGAAAUUCCAGGGAUAAAUGGCAUCUGUUUUUUUUCACUUUGAAACAAAGUAGAAAAAAACGUGAAAACGUCCCGUCGUUCUUCACACUUUUCACGUGAGGAACGACGGGGCGUUUUCAAGGUCGCGUUCGGAUCAUAAAGCGGAAGAUUCUCGGUCGAUCUCGGGGUCUUCUCACGUCCAGGUUCUUCUCUACAGUCACGUCAACGCAACAAGAGGUUUCAGAAGAAGAAGUAAAAACAAAAACUGGUGGGGGUUAUGGUGCGUUUCUGGAGGAAUGGAUUUCUUGAACCAGGGAUGAUGUUCUUCUCUCCUUCACGCAGCGCAUCAAGAUUCCGUGGAGCUUCGAGGAUUUUGGAGAAGUUAAAGAGCAGAUUGUUAAAACGUAUGUAGACAAAAGCAAAGAUCAGACGCGUUCAAGCGAAGAACGAAGGGACUCAAGAGCACGUGGAGAAACGUGAAGAAGUUUCUGCAAAGCGCCAAGAAAACGCCAAUGAAGUUCUUCAAAAAAAAAGUUGUAGAAAUGCGGCGGGUGAAAAGGAAGAGUUGUGCAGAUGAAGGUUCAGCUCUUUAUUUAUUCUUUUUGCAUUUUUUUUUUUUUUUUUUCAAUUAUUAUUUAUUUAUAUGAACUCCAAAGCAGGAAGUUUCUAGAAGAGGAGGAACUGGAAUACGAAUGGAAAGAAAGCAAAAGGAAACCUGUGCCUUUUCAUAAAACAGGAUACGUCCGUGCACUUUGUUUAUUAUGGGCGUGUUUACUUUUACACACAUCUGCUUUAGAGUCCACUAGAACAUUGGAGAAUCGUGUAGUUCACAGCAUUUAUUCGUUUUUUUCUGCAGUCCAAAUGUUUGGUUCCCGUCUUCUCUUCAUUUGAUUCGAUUGUCCACCUUUUCACGAUUUUCUACACAAUUUUAUAACAAAGCGUUUUUGCACUUUUCAUCCUCACUUCAGUUCCACUCGCUUCAUCCGUCUUUUCUUUGUGUGGUGUGUUUUUUUGUUUGGGUUUCUACUUUUUCUCAGUCUUUUAAUAAACAAUCUCUUUGGGAGAUGAUGUUCUGUAA
Molecule: messenger RNA, 2984 nt
Organism: Silurus meridionalis
Lineage: Eukaryota; Metazoa; Chordata; Actinopteri; Siluriformes; Siluridae
Gene: ciarta
Product: circadian associated repressor of transcription a
Exons: 6
Coding region: 185-1231 (348 amino acids)
Biological process (GO): circadian regulation of gene expression; negative regulation of DNA-templated transcription
Cellular component (GO): nucleus
Molecular function (GO): RNA polymerase II cis-regulatory region sequence-specific DNA binding
Source: RefSeq, a predicted model, not a curated record